AUGGUUAAAAAGUCUCAGCCGCCGGGUAGAACCUUUCAGCCGCCAUCACCGAACUUCCUCUCGUUCUCCAACCGGUGGAAGCUCCAAUCAACUCACAUCUAUAGUCGAUCUCGCUGCUGCCAAUUCUUCUUCUCCUCUUAUGUUAGACGUCGCCUGCUGCCAAUUGUUAGUGAAUUCAUCAGCCGCCUAGCUGCCAUUGGAGUCGGAAUAACCCGCCACUGUGUCGGGUGUUGCUUCUUGUGGGUGUUGUGUCCGUUACGGAAGUCGGAGGUUGAAGACGGAGCUGCCAUCGCUGUUUCUUGCUACUCGCAAGUCGUGGGCUCCUCCGAACGCCAUAUUCUAGCCAUCACGACAGCGCCGCUACUGCCUAACAUCCAACAAAGAAGAAACGCCGCCACUACGGACGUUGGUGCUGCUGCUGCCGCCUCCUCGUGUCACCAUCACCAUUGUAUGCCACCAAGUAGCCAGAAUUCUCGAAGAAUAGCCACAACCACCGCCUUGAGGUGGUGGCUGCCACCAUCUCCCACCACCGGCGACCACAAGGUGGCUGUGGUUCAAGGAAUACAAAACUAUAGUUGGUCAAGAGAAACUAUGUACAAAACCGUUGGAAGGACUAUUGUGGUUGCCAUGAAGGUUGAGCUAAGUCAUUGGCUUUUUCAUCUUGACGAUUACAUGUUUCAGGAGAAGACACCUGCUCUCCACUCAUAUUUUCUUCUUUCCCGAUGCACCAGCAUACAUGAGUUGCCCAUUAAAAUCCUCUAUGUUUCCCUCUUCUGCUCUCAGACAGAGGAUUCAUCGUUGAGGUUUGAAGCGGGUUCAUUGGACUACACCUCCACCUCAGCCUGCCUUCGUAAAUUUUUGGCCUUGAAAAGAAUUAUGCGGAGUCUGAAGAAUGAAGGUGCUUGUGCAAUGACUUCCUCCAAUCACCAAAAGAAAUAUGUGGAGGAUGUCCAAUACCCAAUUGUAAAAGCCACUGCGAUGUUUAUUAAUAGCUUCCACAUUAUCACUGGUGUCGACCAUGCAAGGGGAGAGCACAAUAUAUAG
Molecule: messenger RNA, 1044 nt
Organism: Lactuca saligna
Lineage: Eukaryota; Viridiplantae; Streptophyta; Magnoliopsida; Asterales; Asteraceae
Source: the annotation of a GenBank genome assembly